GCUCAGCCAUGGAAAUUCCCUGGGGAAAACAAUUCUGCUGCAGUGCAAACAAGCGGAGAGACCGAGAACUCGAGAGCGCUCUGCAAAAUGAUCCUCGUGGGUGUGUCACGAGUGGUUCCCAGUGGAAAAGUCUACAGGCAGAUAUUUGAUGAUGAGAUAAACCUGGUGCGUACUCUUGGGGAGGCAAGAAACAAGCUAGCACAGCAUAAACUGCCCCAGAUUCCAGGAAAUAUCCCCUUGGUGAAGGACAUCGAAACAUGUACCGGCCAUGGGUUUUUAACACAGCGUCAGCAGGCCUGGGUUGAGGGGAUGCCAAAUGAUGACUACACUGAAAAUCCAGUGCAAUACAAAGAAGCCACGACGCUGGCGUUUCUCAAGAGUCAGGAAGGCGAGAACGUGGUGGCGGCCCGAGAAGUCCGAGGCCUCGCUGAAGUCAUCAUUCCUGGGAAGAAAAACAGCAACCUCCUUGAGAGACUCUCAGAGAGCAGAAAAUGCCGUUACGAGGAUGCCGUGGCCGGACUCAAGGAGGAGUUGGCGAGCCUUGGGAAGGAGAUGGAACAGGCUAUACUGGAACCCGGGACGUUGUUUUUGAGGAAACUGUCGGAAUCGGAUCAAACCGUCGCGUCUCUUUUCCAAACCGUCGCAAGCGACACCAGUCUCGAGACUUACACCAUCGAAGACUUUGAGAAAAUGUGGUCCCUUGUCGUCCAGGAGACCUCGAAAAGAAAGCAGUGGAUUCGAGAACUGGAUGAAGCCCUGCUGAAGGCGGAGGCGGUUCGGACGGGACGGAUCAAAGACUUGCUGAAGAAAUACACCAAGAUGCUGGAAGACGCUUCCUAUCUCUUAUCCUCGGAUGUCCACAGGUUCAUACAUAAGGAAGCCAUGAUGAUCAACCAGGCACUCUUGGCUAAUCAGAGAGCCAUAGCCAGGCUGUUCGUUAACCUGACGGAAGCGCAUCUGAAGAGGGACGUCGACCAUCGAAGCCAGCUGGAGGAGCGGAAAAAGAUCUGGAAGGCGAUCAAAAAGGAAGGGGUGAUCUCCACUUUCAGAGAGUUCAUGGAAAGCGAAAGAAUCCAGAACCCAAACGCGGUGAAGACAGAAUUGGAGAACAUGCUGAAAGACCAGCGAUCGCUCCAUGAAAAGAGAACAGCGCUUCUGUACUCUCUGUGCAACCUGUUGCCUCCGACCCACUCUAAAGCCGAGGUCAAUGAAUGGUACGAAUCGGUGGUGGCCAUAAAUAAACGCAUAGACACUCACAACGUACAGUACAUGAUGAGAAUCCGUAUCCAGUACGAGAAGGUUUGCCAGGCGUGUUUAUCCAAAGUCGAGGAGUGCAAGCAAAAAUUGUUGGAGAUGAAAGUUUGCUCCGAACAAGAGGCCGAGAAAAUAGUGAACCCUUACUUCUUCCAGUUGGUGGGCAAGCUGCAGAGUCGGUUUGAGCGAGAGGUGGAAACGAUGGAUGACGACUUGGAACGCCUGGCGAAACACACAGAGGUCAACUGCCGGCACCUUUACCAGCACUUUCAGGACGCUCUCGUCCUUUUCGAUAAGCACCAGCGCCGCCUCGCUCAUCAGGAGGACGAGCUUCACAAUAAACUGAACGAAUGUCGGAACAAGCACGAAAACCUGAACAAGCUCAGGGAAGUUCAUCUGGACGUCUCUAUCGACAAACUGAGGACCCAAAGCUCGGACGAGAAGUUGAAAUCUCAGCUGGAGAAAAUUUACACCGCUUUGGACUUCAUUCGAGCGGGGUACACGGCUUUCCAUCAAGACCUCCUAUUGAAAAUAACGGCUCAUCCCGACCAUAUUCUGCACGAGCUGAUUUCCUACAGCCUCUCCCUCAGCCGCUAUUUUUACGUCAAGCAAAUCUAUAAAGGGAAACCCUUGAAGAAAACACAAUCUUUGACUGGUGAAGAAGAUGCAGCCAGUGGCUUGGAUGAAGCGGUAGGAACGGAGGAGACCUCGGAAGAUGCCGUCGGACACAGAAACGAAGACAGAGAACCACCAGAGGAGGAGGACGAAGAGGAGGAGGAGGAGGGGAUCGAAGAGGAAGAAGAAGAAGAAGGAGCUGCUGGGGCGAAGGGAUCCGAGAAGACGGAGAAACCAGGGGAGGCGGAGACCUCUACCCUGGAACGCAAAGGCAGGGACACCCCCACAGAAAAAUCCAGUUUUGUCCUGGGAAGCGACGACAUGGAGAAGUUAGAGGACGAGAGCAGUCCCCUACAGGAGGCCGGAGGUGCCCGCGAGGCCGACGACGGUGCAAAAUCAGCACCGAGAUCCUCAGAGGGAAGGGCGCCGGCGAGAGAAGUUUUCACAACAUCGAGCGGCAACAUCUACGAGCUCUUUGAACACCUGAGGAAGAGCAAGGCCAAGAAAUCUGAGAAAUAUUACACCGGAAAGCUGAAAAGCAGCUCACUGCCUCCCUACCUGCAACAGGUGUACCUCCCGGAAAGUUUCUUCAUAGAUCUAAGAAAUAAGCUCCGCCUGCAGUUCUUCGAACACUUGGAGACGUGGUUUGCCGACACCUUAGCCAAGACGUGGUCCGUCGUGGGGGCCAAGAAGGAGGAAGUCAACUCCGAAGUGCAGCUGCGCAUCCACCUUCACGAGCCGAGGCGGGAGCGCAUCGGGAAGGACAUUUACCACGUCCGUCUGGGUAUCCUGAGAUGUUUUUCCACCUUGCCAGUUGGGGAUGGAGAGGAGGGUGGUGGUCUCUCAGAGCCGGUCCUGUGUGGAUCUGGGAGCCCUGCGUAUUCUCUGCUGUUCCCGGCUUCAACCCGAAACAUGCCAUGCGCCCCCCUUUUUUUUUCUUUCUCAGCGGAACUCCGGUUUCACAGCGAGCGCUUGGCCCGCCACUGCGCCGGCGUGGUGGAAGCCUUGAACAAGGAGCGAGCCGCCUUCUUCAAGCUGCGCGAGGACCAGAACAACGUCAGCAGAACUUUCCGACACAGGAUCCAGGACAUGGAAAACAUCUUCCUGACAGAGAGCCGGGCCGAGAGGCUGGUGAGCCUCAGCAACAACCUGCACAUUGAGCUGAUCAACCACGUGGAGGUGAUGCAGCUUUCCCUGCGAAGCUACCGGCAGUAUUUGGAGGAAGCCCUGGGGAAGCUACGAGAGGCCAACACCGACUUCCUGAGAGCGUGCAGAUUAUUUGCGGACGGGGGCAAUUUUUCUUCCGAGGAGCUCGACGUCUUCAUGAAACGGCUGCAUAAGGAGAAUGGGCGCAUUGAUUUUGUCGAAGGCCUGAUCAUGAUUGACCUGGAAAAAAUGGAGUCCACUUACCUGGAACAGGCUACGGAGGUGAUUGGCAAGUUUGAGAACCGGUUUCGUUUUCUGGCCAUGGAUCGUGUUUUCAUGGAGAAAAUCCAGCGGUUUCUAACGAACAUUCAAGUGAAAAUCAAAUCAGAGGUGGCCAUAUCGAACGUGCAGACUCAGACAUUAAACUCCCUUUUGGAGAAGCUGGUUCUCCGAAUUGAUGCUUGCGCCCAUCCCAAUGUGGAUAAGGAAUCCAUCACUCCCGAGGAACUCUACGAAUUUGCCAUGUCGGUGAUGGAAGAACUGAAGACGAGAAGCAAAUACCUCAAUUGCCUUCUGCCAGGACUGGAGCCCGUGGUUUCCACAUUGAACGGUCCCUCCGUCCGGGCCUCCCUCACCAUCUCCUUCCCGUCGGUCCUUUCCGUGCAAGAGGCCAAGCCGACGGUCAUGGGCGUGGAAUGCACCGCCCUGCUCAACCCCAGCCGGAUGGGGAAGCCAGCCUUCGAUGAUGCGGCGCUCAGUGUGAUCCGGCACCUCACUGGAUUCCAGCGUUUCCGGAAAGUCAUCGACACGGCGCAAGACAGGGAACGCUCGCAGUCGAUUGGGGGAGAAGGAGGAAGCGGGCAGCCGGAUCUUUCACUUCUGAUGCCCCCUGGCACGAGAGGCCGAGCAGACAGCCUGCCGGGUGGCCAGAACGCCGCGCCCGUCCCUGUGAAAAAUUCCACCUCCGUUGGCAAACGGGUGUCAAGAAGCACCAGUUCCACUCAAAAAUACGUCAAACUCACCCGGGCGGACAGGAAGCUGCAGAUCUUUGGGGACAAGCCGAAAGAGACGGACAACGACCAUUUUAAAGGCAUCAUCUUCAGCCUCGUCUGGGACAGUUUUGAUAAUCUGAUGGGUGUCGCUGAGGAAUUCUAUAGACGAGAUAAGCAUCAAAUUACUAGACCCGAAUACCUGCAAGAAACCUUUGAACAGUGUAUCGAUGUUUUGGGCCAGAAACUUCUCAUGUACCUGCAGCAAGCAGAUGAGUAUCACGUGGCCUGCGUUUCUGAGUUUCGGGGUCAGUUGCAGAGAUUUGAGGAGUUGCUCCCACGUGUCAUCCAGCUAGUCGUUUGGAAGUGUCUAAAAGAUCACGAACACCUUCUUUUUGAAUCUACGGAGAAGAUCCAGGGCCAUCUCCAAGACCAGCUGCAGAAGUUAGACCUUGCAAAGGACAAGAACAAAGCGAAACUUUGCCCAACGCUGGGACACCCCCAUAACCUUCCCCAGCUGGAGGCGCUGAAAAAGGAUUUGAGUUCUCUUCCGGUGCUCCAGACUGAAGACGUUUUUCUGCUACCCGUUCCCUUCAAGGACAAGAACAAAGCGAAACUUUGCCCAACGCUGGGACACCCCCAUAACCUUCCCCAGCUGGAGGCCUUGUGCCAAGAGGAGACGGAGAGGCAGGAGGACCAAGCCGAGGGGAUCCGGCUCUCCAACGAGCAACUCGAGGACUGUGUCAUCGAAGGCGCCCAGAGGUUUGUCUCCGCGCUGGCCGCCUGCACAGAGAAGAUCCUGGCAGAGCUGGAUGACAGCCUCACCUUUGAUGACGUACAACAGGGAAAAACCGAGACCCCUCGGGAAAAGACAAGCACUCUCCUGCGACGUAAAAAAGCAGGCCUUUCCUUAGAGAUUGAAGAAUGUAGGCUGCUGGUUGAACGGGGGAGCAGGUAA
This is a messenger RNA of Pogona vitticeps (central bearded dragon), 4962 nucleotides long. The record is from RefSeq and is a predicted model, not a curated record. NCBI's taxonomy places the organism in Eukaryota, Metazoa, Chordata, Lepidosauria, Squamata, Agamidae.